CUCAAAUACGAAAACAUCACCAUCGUUUCAACUUCAACGAACACUUCAGCACUCCAAUAAAAUACCCACGGAUGUAUAUCCCCCCCAUAAUAGUGCACAUCCAACGAAACAAGCCUUAUCGAGUAUCCCCGCCUCGAUACCAAUACCAACAUGGUUCGAAUCAAAUUCACAGGACCACCGACAUCUACGGUGCAGAUACAGCCAGCUCCAGCUGUCAAGGGCAUCGUCUCUAAUUCCCCACUUUUUGUUCGUCAAAAGACACGAGCUGAAGUCAAAGAGGUUACUCAAUUGGUUCAGCUGGAGAAAGUGUCUCAAAAGCAGCAGCAAAGCUUGGAGAUGGUACAGAUUAUGCUACAUGUGUCAUUCGGGACUCUGUUCUAUCUUCGGGAGUUUCUGCCACUACCAUGCUUUGACGAUAGAGAUUUGAAGCAAGCUCAACGGGACCAGAAAUGCUCAUACCAGGAGUUUGUCAACGGUAAAGCAGGCCCCGGCAAAUUUCGAGAUAGUACGGAUCUUGGGUUUGGAAAAGGGAAAAAGGGUCAGCCUCUGAAAGUCAUCGUUCGAAAUUCCGACCCCAAGGCGGAUAUGAUUCUCAACCUCUUGGAGAAUGGGAUCUUCGACGCUCUCAGCAAAAACGUACUAGAGGCGGUCCAAUUGACAAUUCUAGUCGAUAAGGACACGCCAGAUCAUGUCGUGGAGUCAUAUACAUUCUCCUUUAGGUAUAUCAAAGGAACUGGUGAUAUGGGGAGCCGACUGGAGAGCCUAUCGCUAGACCCUGUAGGGUGUGUAGCUGACAUGAAGACUACUCAAACAGCUCGAAUGGGCUUAGAGAUGAUAGUUAGGCGCUUGAUCACACUCAGUGCUUUCCUUCCAACUUUACCAAAUAAGCGAAAUCUAGGGAUUCAUUUGUUUUAUACCGACGAUUGUCCUCCUGAGUACGAGCCUCCUGGUUUCGCCGUGGCACCCAGUGAUACGAUUAGGUAUCCGUACAAUGAGAACUGGAGAAAGGAAUCUCAAUCAUGUGGCAUAAUGGAAAGUGGAUUUCAUACUGUUGGACUCCAGGUAACCUCUUUAAAAUGGACCGGACCGGACCCAGAAGGCUCGGAGGCGCCUCCCAAGAUACCUCUCCAGAUUGAGUAUAACGAUGAAGUACAACGAACGGCAGAUAUUGGAAGUUCAGAUAAGGGAUCCAGUAUAUUGAAUGGCCUAGGAAGUCGAAAUGGAAGCUUCCUCGAGGCAACACAGGACAUUACUGAGAGACAGAAACUGCAAAUGAUGAUUCCUACGCAGGGGACAUCUUCGUAUCCGGAAAGCGAUAUCGUUCCUACACAACCUCUUAAACCUUUUACAGGCGAUAACGAGAAAACGGCCCCAGGAUUUAGUCCAAGAACAAUUCUAUCUCAAAAUAAAACUUAUGAGAUAAACGAAUAUGUACGUUUACGAAAACCAGGAUUUGCUGGAAAUGCUGGGGAUCAAGAUAGAAUCAUCAAAUGUCAGUGUGGUUGGGAUGGCGAAGAACCAGAGAUGAUUGAGUGUGCUUUCUGCCACACACAUCAGCACAUGAUUUGCUAUGGAUUCCAAGGCUCUGAUGACUCCCGACUUCCUCAUGUCCAUGCUUGCUAUCAGUGCUUACUUGAACCUAACGAGUCGCACUUGCUGAGUGAAAUGAAUACUCUGGUACUUCUGAGACGAGCUCUCAAAAUUAUAUUGGACGAGGGAUUCCCAGAAAAGACGUCCUUAUUCACGCAGAAGCUUCAUUGCAAUGGACAAACUGUCAUCCAAAUAACCGACCUGCUUAGGAAGUACAACUUCCUCCAGCCAACUUCUGGGUAUAAAAGCAAGGGUUUCUUACAAAAAGGACUUCCAAAAUAUAGUAUCCCUCGCUCAGAGAGGAUUCGUCGGAGAUUGGAACAAGAGAUACUCGAUCCAAUGACCAAAAUCGGGCACCACUAUGUCAAACAAGGUGCAGAGGGGUCUUCAAAUGGUUUAGGAGCUGCUCCCAACCAAGAAUUCGACUUGGUUGACAAGACGUAUUCUCAAGUCGGAGACAGGUCCGUGGAUGGGCGUGACCAUAACGAACAGGAGACGCAAAAUACCGAUGAUAAGCAAGUAGUAUCACCAGAAAGAGGCCUUAGUUGCAAAAGAAAACAAUCGCAGAAUCAUGGGAGCGACAAACCCGAUAAGCCGUUACAAGAAACGAAUCCGAAUGACUCCAUGGCCUCAUCUCAAGAUACAUCAUCGACAAACGUUGAAAUGGCCAAUGGUGGCCUUCGACGCAGUAGCCGGAAAAGGCGCAAAAUCAGCAACUACUUAAGGCUCAUUGAUGUUGGGGCCAUGACUAGUGGUGAUGAGAAUUCUUGAUGUUGGUCUUUUUCGAUGGUGUUAUAUCCGUGUUGGAGUUCUGUAUUUUUUAAAGCUGGUGAGGGAAAACGGCGUGGAGAGAAAAGGUUGACUUGUGAUUUUCAAGGGUACUAUGUGCGUAUGUUAAUGAUUUGAUGUAUGGUUCUGUUUAUGAAUAUUGUUCUGCUCGAGUGGUUAAUAAAAUGGGACUGUUAUGUUUAUUGGUUUGCUAUAUCAACCGGCAGAGUCAAAUGCUACUAGUGGGUAUGGACCAUGUAUGCGGU
Aspergillus wentii DTO 134E9 is the source of this 2624-nucleotide messenger RNA. RefSeq names its product putative meiosis specific protein Hop1. The transcript is spliced from 13 exons. Bases 151 to 2361 code for a protein of 736 amino acids. The record is from RefSeq and is a predicted model, not a curated record. Gene Ontology annotation, cellular component: nucleus. Gene Ontology annotation, biological process: synaptonemal complex assembly; meiotic recombination checkpoint signaling. NCBI's taxonomy places the organism in Eukaryota, Fungi, Ascomycota, Eurotiomycetes, Eurotiales, Aspergillaceae.